Messenger RNA from Nothobranchius furzeri (turquoise killifish), 2705 nucleotides. It is a transcript of the gene paqr9, whose product is annotated as progestin and adipoQ receptor family member 9. Lineage: Eukaryota; Metazoa; Chordata; Actinopteri; Cyprinodontiformes; Nothobranchiidae. Gene Ontology annotation, cellular component: membrane. Gene Ontology annotation, molecular function: signaling receptor activity. The record is from RefSeq and is a predicted model, not a curated record.
CCGCGUUCAGUAGAAAUGCCGGGUGCCUCGCGCGGUGCCGGCUCUCCGUCAGCUGCCACCGCAGCUUUGGACCCGUGACUCCUGCGGGAAGAGGCGGCUUUUAAGUGACCUUGCUCUGAAGGACUUCAUUCUGGCGCCCAGCGUUUCCCCCUCUACCAAUGGAUUUAUUUCUCACUGCAGCGAGCCGGCUGGAGGAACCGGACGUCGGACUUGGAUCCAAGCUUGGGGACCGAAGGCAGGAGGAGCAGGAGCCUGCAGAAGCAUGACCUACAUACCACGGAGCUUAAUGGACGCAUCUCUGCUGCUCGGAUCCAGCAGAAAGCCUCUGAUGAGCUCUUCAGCCUGGUAAAACUGGGAAAGGGGAGCAUCGUUUUUACUUGCUGCUUCACAACUAUGCAAAACAAGACACCUGAGUGAGGAAACAGUUUAGCAAAGAUCAUUUUCUGCUGUUCUACGCAAAAUAAGGCAGCAGGAAGAUCAACUGUGUAAAAGUAGACAUUUAGCUGACUGUUGGACCACAGUGAAAACCAAAGAGGCCCAGUUGUCUGAGAACUGCUGCCAUCCUCUCCGUGCUGAUGGGUCAAGUGCUCGCUCUGCCUUUUGGGUUUGCCGGCUGCUCUUGAGGCCUGAAACCUGAACGAGUGGACCAGAUGGAUCUGGAUCUGUACAGCCUUACCCACCUAUAGGAAACCAGCUGCAUCCUGUUACACGUUGUGAUCAACAGCAUCACACACACACACACAGUGACAGUACGUGUGUAGCCAUUAUGCUCGUGAACUGUGGUCAGCCGUUGGCUCUCGUGAGUCACACGGACGUGCCGCCUCGCGUUACAGAAAACUUCAUCCUGACCGGCUACCGCUUUCCUAACUACAGCCUGAGGGACUGCUUGUGGUCAGCCUUCAGGCCCACCAAUGAAACGGGCAACUUCUGGACACACUUCCUGCCUGUCUUUAUUUUUGCUUUUUAUUUUGUGGAGGUGUUUGGAUGGGAUGGCGCACCUGAUGCUGAAGCCGCAUUCUUCUAUCCACUGUGGACCUACUUUAUCGGGGUGUUCUGUCUGCUGAUGGCCAGCAGCAUGGCCCACCUGCUGAACUCAAUGUCUCUGGUAGUCAGAGAGGUUUGCUUUUUUGUGGAUUAUGGCACCAUCAGUGCCUACACAGUCGGCUCAUCCCUGGCGUACUACUACUACAUCCAUCCUCGGGCGGGGAUAGCUGCGAAAGGAGGCCAAAACAGUUCCCAGUUGGGCUCGAACCAUGAGCCUGAUCAACGUCCUGCAUCUUAUGCAAUGCCAGAGCACAGUAUGUUCUUUGAGACCUUCUACAUGCCUUGUGCAUGUGUCGUAGCAAUCAUUUGCGUCUUAUCUUGCUGCAAUACCCGUCAGAGGUGGAGGGAGCAUCGAUACAUUAUACGGACCUUGGUUUUCCUCCUCCCAUUCCUCAUCUCCUCCACGCCUGUGUUCUACCGCCUCAUCACCACAUCACCUUACUCCAACACCUCACCCUCCUUUGCUGCUUCCGCUCCGAUGUCCACUUUCUUCUACCGCCACUGUGUCUGGCUGCUGGUGUCGGCGCUAUUCAACAUCAGUAAGGUUCCUGAGCGGCUGGCCCCAGGCCGCUUCGACAUCUGGGGCCACAGUCACCAGUGGUUCCACUGCUGCACAUUUUUGUCCAUCCUGGAUGAACUUCACAUGAUCCUAGCCGAGGUGAGGGCUAUCCUUCUCAGUCCAGAUCUGCUGCUGCCUCCAACUCCCUCCUCACGUCUACCUGGACCUACCAUUGCUUCCACUUAUGGUGUGAUGCUCCUCCUGCAGACAACCAUUAUCUCCAUCAUCAUGUGGUUCUCCUGGCAUGCUAAUUGCAUCUACGGACCCCAGAAACACCGUCUAGAGAAGCAGCACCUCCAGAAGCACUUGAAAUGCCACUGAUCAAAGGGACUGUUUAAAUGUGGUUUGAACUGUCAUCGUGGCGAUGGUUUGGACCUGCCUACAGAGCCAUACUGCAACGAGACGCACACAAGAAAAAAGUCUAAGUGUUCCAACCGAUUUGGACCAAAACUCAAGCAUUCAUGAAAACAUCACACUAGGAGCUGGAUGAGUGGAUCUUGAAAGACCUUGCCAGGUUUUUUUUUUCUUUCCCUGGAGCUGCUCGAGCAUGUUCCAACAGGAUGUCUGACUAGUGGGGAUAAUAAGCAUCUCUCUGGGCCGAGCAGAAAAUAGAUUUAGCUUCCUACAGGGACUGACGGAGCACGUCAUUCUAACCUCUUGGCCAUGUGGUUUAAAAACAUUUCCCCGUAAUCUCCUUUGCACUUUGCUUCUGUCUGUAGCUUUGCAAGCCUCUUUUUUACGACUUGAGCUGAAGCCAUGGUUUUACGACGGAUGGAUCUGUCGCCGUGAACUUUGUUAGUGCCACUUCACCUUCCUGUGAGUUUCAGGAACACUUUUCGACGUUCUCAUUUCCUCUUCCCCUGCAAGAGAACACGGGAAGGCCUUAUCCACAGAGACAGCUGAGACCUUGCACCGUCUGGCUGUAAAGCACUUUGAAGGGGCCGGUCAAACUAGCUGAGUCAUUAAAAAGCCAUGCUUACUUUUACAACGACGGUUUUUAAAAGUGUAUCGUGAUGUCCCGCUAAUACCGCGUUGGUUUAGUUAGCUGUGAAACAUGAACAUGGUGCAGUGAAUGCAUCUUUUGCUGGGGGGGUGGGGGGGG